AUGCAGGACAACACGGUGCACGUGUCAGCAAGGGCAGCGGCCUAUUACGCCGACGGCGAGCUGGUCGUUGCGCCGGACGGAGGCGUGCCCGAGCAGCACGUCCGUGAGGAUGAGAUUGUCGUGAUCAUGAGGACGUUGGACGAUGGCCCUGCCAUCUACCGGCUGGUUUGGCUGCGCGAGACGGCCGACGGGACCGAAGCACCGUUCCGGCUAGAGACGGUGCUGCUGGCCGGCGCGGCUGUCGACCGGCUGCCGCACCAUCUGCUCGACCGACAUCGUCUGCAGGCCAUCCCGCCAGUUUUUCAGUCAGGCUCGCAGGCUCUGCACGUGGUCGUAUCUACACGGUCCGGCGUCGGCCAGGCCCAGACCUUUUACAGCGCCGUCUUGGCACCGCUUCUCGGCCACUUUGGCCUGUCAGCCGCCACAACAGCUCAGACAAAAUCCAGGACGUUCCACCUGCUCGUGACCAGCAACUCGCGGUCUGUCUCGGACUUUGCUCGCACGCUCGGACCCGACGCGCCCACAGUCAUCCUCCUCAGCGGUGACGGCGGCGUGGUGGACCUGCUGAACGGCGUGGCCGUGGACACAUCGUCACCACAAGACCGUCGCCUUCCCACGAUCGCUCUCCUGCCUCUCGGCACCGGCAAUGCGCUCUUCCACUCGCUGCACCGAUCACCCACGUCUGCCUCGACCUCGUCGGCCUCAUCCCUCGUCCUCGGCCUCCGGACACUCCUCCACGGCCAAACCGCGCGGCUGCCCAACUUUGAGGCCUCGUUUGCGCCGGGAUCACACGCGGUCAGCUACUCGGGCAACGAAAACACAGAACGCAUCGAACCGGUCGCCCGUCUGCGCGGCGCCAUCGUGGCCAGCUACGGCUUCCACGCGCAGCUCGUCUGGGAAAGCGACACGCCCGCGUACCGGCGCCACGGCGCCAAACGGUUCGGCAUGGCCGCCCAGGAACUGCUCAAGACGGCACACGUCUACAUGGCCGACGUCGAGACGACAACACCCGCAUCGGCCGAUGCCUACAAUCCACGGCAGACCCUCGGCCACCGCUUCAGCUACGUGCUCGCCACGAUGGUGUCGAAUCUGGAAAAGACGUUUACCAUCUCGCCCGCAAGCUGGCCGCUGGACGGUCAGCUGCGACUGGUGCACUUUGGGGCGGUUGGCGGCACGCGCACAAUGGACAUCAUGAUGGCAGCCUACAACAAUGGCGCACACGUGGGCAUGCGGUGGCCGGCAGCCGAGGGAGACGACGCCGCAGAAGAAGAGGCCGUCGGCUACGGAGCCAUCGACGAGCUGCGGAUCACGGUGCACGAGCCAGACGCACGCUGGCGCAAGAUGUACGUUCCACUGUCACCGGUAUCCAAUGCAUUGCUGACUCAGCACAGAUGCAUCGACGGCACCAUCGUGGAGCUACCCCAGAACGGAUGGAUGCACGUGCGCAAGGCGACUCGGCCGGUUUUGCAGAUCAUGGUAGAGAAAGAGCAGUGGAUCAGCCAUAAGACAACAAAAGAAUAA
Molecule: messenger RNA, 1521 nt
Organism: Grosmannia clavigera kw1407
Lineage: Eukaryota; Fungi; Ascomycota; Sordariomycetes; Ophiostomatales; Ophiostomataceae
Product: cortical actin cytoskeleton protein vip1
Exons: 1
Coding region: 1-1521 (506 amino acids)
Biological process (GO): sphingosine biosynthetic process
Cellular component (GO): cytoplasm; membrane; intracellular membrane-bounded organelle
Source: RefSeq, a predicted model, not a curated record